Molecule: messenger RNA, 1573 nt
Organism: Pseudophryne corroboree (corroboree frog)
Lineage: Eukaryota; Metazoa; Chordata; Amphibia; Anura; Myobatrachidae
Exons: 3
Coding region: 179-1507 (442 amino acids)
Source: RefSeq, a predicted model, not a curated record
CAGUUUGGAGCCGUGUUAUUACCGGGUUAUUCCCGGGUUGGUGCCUUUCACACUGAACCCGGUUCGCCCUGUGAAAACAUUUGUGAUGUCAUUAUAAAUGGACUUUUCUGUCUCCUAUUGAUGAGGUUGCAAAGGUAUUACAAGGAGGGGCUGGGGAGUGCUCAGUAGUGCAGCAAUCAUGGCCGACACAGCACAUGUCUCUAUAGAGUUUGUGAUAGUCUCAGCUGUACUACUCUUGGAUUCAGCCUGUGAGAGGAUAUUUGAGCUUCUCACAUUCUGUAGCUUGUUCAGCAGCUAUGUUAUGAGGAGGAGGAGGCUGCAGUAUUUGAGAGACACCACCAUUCGUCGUCGGCAAUACCUGCGCAGGAGGAGAUCGUUUAUAUCUGCUUCUGUGACCACCAUACUCAACCUUAACCACAGUACUCAACGAAAAUUGUGGUCUAGAGAACGGCAGCAUGGGCAAGUUUUUAUGCAAAGUGUACUGAACUUUCAGGAUGUUCAGUGGAAGUGUCACUUCAGGAUGUCACGUCACACAUUCCACUAUCUUUUGGAUUUAAUGUCCCCAGCACUCUCUAGACAGACCACAAACUUCAGGUCACCAAUAGAGCCAAGCAGGAGGCUAGCUAUAGCAUUGUGGUGGUAUGCCACUCCCGGUGAAUAUCGCACAAUUGCUUGCCUGUUUGGUGUGGGGAUAUCUACCGUGUGCACCAUUGUACAUGAAGUGACCAAAGCAUUGGUGGACAACCUAUACCACCGAUUUAUAUCUCUUCCGCAAGGCCAGCGUUUGGAUGAAACAAUUGUGGGAUUUGUGGAGUCUGGAUAUCCGCAGUGUGCAGGUGCAAUUGAUGGUACCCACAUCCCUAUAAUCGCACCUCAUGAUAAUCAUGCCGACUACUACAACAGAAAGGGAUGGCAUUCCAUUGUUUUGCAAGCUGUGGUGGAUCAUAAGUAUUGUUUCACUGACGUAUUCAUCGGCUGGCCGGGGCGGUCACAUGACGCUCGAGUUCUUGCAAACUCUGAUCUGUACCGGGUAGCAGAGGACAAGCAAGGGGGCUACCUUUUUCCAAGAGAGAAAUCCAAAUUUGUGGACGGAGUGGAGAUACCGGUACACAUAAUUGGUGAUGCAGCCUACCCGUUACGACGAUGGCUCAUGAAGGGGUUCACCCAACAUGUCCAGCUGAGCCCCAAUCAAAUUACAUAUACACACACCCUGAGCUCGGCAAGAAUGGUGGUUGAAAAUGCCUUUGGACGAUUAAAAGGACGUUGGCGCUGUCUUAUGAAGCGCAAUGAUGUAGACAUUAAUAUCAUGCCUAACAUUGUUGCAGCAUGUUGUAUUCUGCAUAACUUAUGUGAGUUUCAGAGGGAGGAAUUCCUACCAGAGUGGACAGUGCAGGCCACUGCUGCGUACCCUGCCCUUGAUUGUGAGGCCUAUUUGGGCGACCAUUCUGGUAGUGCAGAACAGAUGAGGUCUGCUAUAAUGGCCAACCUUCCCUCAUUACUCCGUUAAUUUUUCUCAGUUUGUAUAUUGUAUAUAUUGUUGUUGUUCCAAAAAAUAAACCUGUUUAGUUGACAU